AGGUUUCAAUUCCCUGAGUCCCAUGACGGAAUCGACUAGAGAAGAUGUCUCUGCCACUACUUCGUCGGCCUCGGAUGAGAGCAAGCCCGAGCGCGCUUGGCAGCCGCCUUCGUCCUCGUUCGACCCCUGGCGCGGUACUCGGAUCUCCCGUCGCCGGCAUGGACAGUCCAUGCGGCAUCUCCCAGCGCCGCCGAAGAACAGAGCGGGUGCGGACCUACCUGCUUACUCUGUUAAAGAGAAGUUGAUCGAGGCUUUGAAUGCUCGUAAUGUCGUCCUGGUCACCGGAGCUACCGGCAGUGGUAAGACGACUCAGAUCCCUCAGAUGAUUCUGGACGAAGCCAGAUCCAAGGGUCAAGUUGUGAAUAUCGCUGUGACGCAGCCUAGGCAGGUUGCGGCUAUCAGUGUUGCUCAGAGAGUCCGUACCGAGCGCAAGUGGGAUAGCACUGGACCUGUUGGUUACAGUGUAAGGAACAACACGAGCCUACCGAGUAGUGUGGACAGCGGUUCGAUAUUGUACUGUACUGAGGGCACUCUGUUGGCGCGAAUGUCCGAGAACCCACUGCUCUCUGGCGUGUCCCAUCUCAUUCUCGAUGAGGUUCAUGAACGGACAAAGGAGAUGGACGUUUUAUUGACAUUGGUGAAGACAUCGCUGCUGAAGGAUACAGGCAUAAAAGUUAUUCUGAUGUCUGCCACUGCCAAUGUUCGCCAGUUUAUGAGCUAUUUUGGUCACAAACUCAUUCAGAAAGAGGUCAAUUUGGUGGCGAUUCCGGACACCAAUUACGAGGUCAAAGACUACUAUCUCGAGGACGUUUUUCAGAUCCUUGACUGGGCACCAGAUGACAAGGAUGCUGAUGAUUUUGUUGAUAUCGGCGACAGUAUGAGGUCGGAGAGAAUGCCUUGCGAAGAGAAAAUACCGGAGGCAAAGCUGGAUCGUAAUGCCGAAGAUUUUUGGUCGAAGGCUGCUGCGGAGGAGUUCGAUCUCACCGUACUGCCCACGCAGGUGAUUGAGCAACUCUUGCUCUACAUAGAGGCUCAAGAGAGUUACAAUCCGAGCGAGGGUGGCGCUGUGUUGAUCUUCCUUCCCGGUUUGGGAAGCAUCAAUAAGCUUAUCCACUAUGUGACUGAAGUGUCGUCAGAGCAGGCUCUCUUCAAGAGACGGUUCAACUUCAUCCCUUUGCACUCCAAGACCGCUGAGCAGUACACCAACGAUGUCUUCAAGGUCAAUACCGAUCGACGUAAGAUCAAAUGUGUCAUCGGCACCAACAUCGCGGAGACUUCUCUCACGGUCCCGGAUCUCACCUACGUCAUAGACUGCUGCAAGCAGAAGGUCAAGACCACUCCGACUCGUUUGGAAGUGUGUUGGACUGGGCGCUCUAACUGCAUUCAACGGCGUGGCCGUGCGGGGAGAACCCAUGAGGGUAUCUGCUUUCACCUCAUCCCGAAGAUCCGGUUCAAAUUCGGUUUGGCUAUGAACCCAGAUCCUGAGAUGACCCGCAUGCCGAUGAUUGACAUUGCUCUCAAUCUGCUCACUUUGGGUCGAGGUGAUGCUCUCAAGUGGUUGCCAGGCUUUUGCAAGGCCAUGCCUGAUCCGCCCAAGCAGGAAGCCGUCCGUCUGGCUGUCUCGCAGCUACUCGCGGUGGGUGCUGUCGAUAAGAAGUCUGGUCUAUUGACGGAGCUCGGUCGAACCUUGUCACGGUUCCCUGUUGGCGUCUACACUGCCCUAGGUCUGAUUGCCAGCUCCAUACUGUUCGACUCUGCUGAAGGCAUCUACAUCAGCGUCUCUUUAUGUGCUCUUCUGGAGAUGGAAGACAUUGAGGCGAACACUCAGCGGCCUGGGGACAUCGACAACCCAAAGAAAGUCGAUCCCGCGUCACUUCAUCGUAUGGGAUGCCGAGAACUGUGGCCCGCUGAAGGCCAAAUCACCACACCGUUGCCUGAUCAGCUUGAUCUAUUGCGGUUCUAUCUCGAGUGGGAGCAGGUAUGGUUCGAUCGGGGGGUUAGGAGCGCGAAGGAGUACUGCAAGCGACGAGAUCUCAAGCACUCUAGCUUCGAGAGGGUGUGGCAGGAUCGUAACGCAAUGCUCGAUAUUCUUUGCGAUCGAGGUUUAGCAGCGACUGAGCCGGCUGCCGACUUCGUACCGGGCGGCCGAUCUCCUUUCUCGGCGAUUGGUGAGCAUAUGUACACGCUUGAAUGUGUGUUGGCGGUCUUAUGUGGGCCCAACUAUGGUCAAGUGAGUAUGAAGCGGAAAGUGGCUAUCGAUGUCGACCACAAGACGCUCAAUUGCGGAAGCUGGUCCUCGAUCGGUACGGCAAAUGCUCGAGUUGUGCCGGGGCAAAUGGUUCUGUAUACGCAUCGACUCGAUGUUUGGCCUCCGAAUCAGCCGGCUCCUAGGUGCAUCGCUAAGCUCAUCUGCCCGAUCAACACUGUCACUUUCAUCCUCGGUACUUCUGUUGAACUCACGUACAAACGCCGAGAAGGAAGUAUGAUAUUUGUUGACAUCUUCGUCGACAGUCGCAAGGCAUUUGGUGGUAAUCUCCGCACUCAGGAGCUCCUAAGACUACGUAAACAUUUCCAGCAAGCCAUGGGCGGACUCGCCAAGGACUUGGCUGAUGGUGGUGACGUAUUGGAUCCUACCAAGGAGCUCAUCCGCAGGACUCGGUCGAGGAUGACUCGAGCCAUCAAGGGCGAGCAGCUGCUGGAUUAUGAGGCUGAGCUGGAGAUUGUUGGCUUCCCCAAGGAUGCAGCUUCGCAUGCUGGGCUUAUAUACGGCAACCACAAUGCUCCUCUCCGUGGUCCGAACAACAAUCGACAGAAGCCGAAGAAUGAUGAUGGUCAUCAGAGGAAGUCAGCGCUGCCGCCAGGGCACACGGCCAAGAAUAACCAUCGAGGCGGGAAUGCGAAGCAUAGGCCUCGGGGAUGAUUCCUUGUACCGCCUACUGUACUAUCAUACCACUGUUAUAUCUGGUAGC
Perkinsus marinus ATCC 50983 is the source of this 2969-nucleotide messenger RNA. RefSeq names its product ATP-dependent RNA helicase, putative. The record is from RefSeq and is a predicted model, not a curated record. Gene Ontology annotation, cellular component: intracellular anatomical structure. The transcript has a single exon. NCBI's taxonomy places the organism in Eukaryota, Perkinsozoa, Perkinsida, Perkinsidae. Bases 23 to 2920 code for a protein of 965 amino acids. Gene Ontology annotation, molecular function: ATP binding; RNA binding.